Mycena indigotica is the source of this 1563-nucleotide messenger RNA. RefSeq lists its product as uncharacterized. NCBI's taxonomy places the organism in Eukaryota, Fungi, Basidiomycota, Agaricomycetes, Agaricales, Mycenaceae. The transcript has 11 exons. The record is from RefSeq and is a predicted model, not a curated record. The coding region runs from base 7 to 1563 and encodes 518 amino acids. Gene Ontology annotation, biological process: mitochondrion distribution. Gene Ontology annotation, cellular component: cytoplasm.
GCCAUCAUGAAGGAAAUCCUCUAUAUUCAGGCAGGCUCAUUGGCAAAUUAUGUCGGAACUCACUUUUGGAACACACAAGAGAGCUACCGGGAGAGCUCCGCUGACUCGGACGGGCUCGCCUCCGAGAUUGACCAUGACGUGUCGUUUCGCGAGGGCGUCAAUCACGAUGGAGAGUCGACGUACUGUCCCCGGCUACUCGUGUUUGAUCACCAAGCCAACUUCGGCGCCCUGAGUCAGUCGAAUGCGCUCUAUGGGGAAGACGACAAUGAUCGAGACCACGUACUGCAGAACAUGGCCUGGUCAGGCAACACCAUUGAAUAUGAACGAGAGGCGAUUCUUCCGAGCAACUACCAGGUGAAUUUAGACCUUGAAAAUUCAGAAGAUGUAUCACCCGCGGCGCAACUCCGCGACAUUCGCUACUGGUCGGAUUUUACUCGACCUUACUACGUCCCACGCACGGUGCAAAAGGUUCCAGACGUCCCGGAGUGGGAAAAGGAGAGUGCUCGAGGGAAUUGGGCUGCUGGCCACGAGACUUUCGUGAGGUACGAUGAGAAUACAGGUCUUAUGGAAGGGCCUGUCCGUACCUUCUUAGAAGAGUGUGAUACGAUUCAGGGUAUCCAAGUCGUGCACGAGACCGGGAGCUUUGGCUCCUUUGUUCAUUCUCUUCUGUCGGCGCUGCAUGAUGAGGGUACCAAAAUCCCGGUCAUGACAUUCCCAUUGCUAGCAGAGGUUGGAAGCUUGCACAAUCGGCAUACUUUGCGCCUCGCCAUCAAUGACGCUCUCACUCUCCGCGGGCUGGGAGAAUUGUCGCUCCUCAAUGUGCCUAUCCAACACCCAGCGGCAUGGCACCUUGACAUUUUUGAAAGCGAAUAUAUUCAUGCCACUCGCUCCCACCCAUAUCACAUGUCCGCCAUUCUGUCUGCUCACAUUGAAAGCGCAACGCUUCCGCUCCGUCUGAAGGCGUCGAACCAUGAUAUCUAUAGUUUUGCUGGGCAAUUAUGUGGUGGCACAGCACCGCUGGCUUCACUGACAGGCAUAUUUCCCUUGUGUAGCUCGUUGAAAAUGAGCCAGCUCCCUGAACACCUCUACAGCCUGUCGCCUGGUUCCCGCCCACGGCUGUCGGAAGGAACAAGAUCAUACUCACGCCACAACGUCACCAGGGGCCUUUCCCAAAGCGCUAUUACUGCAUACGACGAGGCAAUGUUAGCCAAGACGAUUCAAUGGAUGCUUGGUCCAGUGAUUAGUACUCACGCCGGUGCCUAUCCCCUACCCAACUCUUUCCCAGCAUUCUUUAGGCCCACCGAUGGCCUGUAUCGAUUCCACUCCAGUGUGGCGGCAGUCACCUCUCUCAGUGUCACUGAACAGACCCCCGUUUUUCUGGACCAAUACGUCAAGCUUCUGAAAAAGGGUCGUGCGGUCUGCAUUCAAGCCGCAACGGAUCUAGGCCUGGAGAAGGACGAGAUGCUAGAGCUGGCCGCCGACCUACAGACUCUGAAAGACCGAUUUUCUGCCGGAGAUGGCUCUGAAAGCGAUGUGGUCCAUAAUGAGAGCGAUGAAGAAUAG